Eleginops maclovinus (Patagonian blennie) is the source of this 4285-nucleotide messenger RNA. Its product is annotated as sodium-dependent neutral amino acid transporter B(0)AT2-like. Gene Ontology annotation, cellular component: plasma membrane. NCBI's taxonomy places the organism in Eukaryota, Metazoa, Chordata, Actinopteri, Perciformes, Eleginopidae. Gene Ontology annotation, biological process: sodium ion transmembrane transport. The record is from RefSeq and is a predicted model, not a curated record.
CAAGUGUCGAUGGUAUUCGCCAAUGAAGGAGGAAAGGCGGAGUCAGGUGGAGUGGAAGCAAGCGAGGACUUGACUUUGGGACAUUUUGAAAGGUGUUUGAAGGAUCUCCUUUAUUUAAAACCACGGGAUGGAGAAGCAGCCCCUACCCGCUGACGAUGACAACACAGGAACCCCAGACUCAGGGACAGCUGUGUUCGCUGGAGAGGAGAUGCAGGAGGUCCCGCCUGAGCCUGCAGCUCGAGCAGGGUGGAACAGCAAGAUAGAGUAUUUUCUGGCUCAGGUGGGGUUCAGUGUCGGGCUUGGCAACGUCUGGAGGUUUCCAUAUCUGUGCCAUCAAAAUGGAGGAGGGUCUUUCCUCCUCCUCUAUGUGCUGCUGAUGCUGAUUAUGGGGAUCCCCUUGUUCUUCUUGGAGCUGGCCGCCGGGCAGGCCAUCCGACAGGGCAGCAUCGGGGUGUGGAAGUUCAUCUCCCCGAGGCUGGCGGGAAUCGGAUACUCCAGCUGUGUGGUGUGCUUCUUCGUGGCUCUCUACUACAAUGUGAUCCUUGCAUGGAGCCUUUUCUACCUCGGGAACUCCUUCCAGUACCCUUUGCCUUGGGAACACUGUCCAGUAGAGGGGAAUGUGACGGUACAAGAAUGUGAAAAGAGCUCCCCCACAUCGUACUUCUGGUACCGCAAAGCUCUGGAUAUCACCGACACCAUCGAUGAGACGGGCUCUUUCAACCCGUACAUCGUCGGCUGUCUGCUGGCCGCCUGGACCGUCGUGUGCCUGGGAAUGUUCAAGGGCAUCAAGACCUCUGUCAAGGUGAUGUAUUUCUCCUCCAUCUUCCCCUACGUGGUGCUGUUCUGCUUCCUGGUUCGAGGCCUCAUGCUCGACGGGGCUCUAGAGGGAAUCAGCUUUAUGUUCUACCCAAAGCUGGAGAUCUGGGCAGACGUGCAGGUGUGGCGUCAGGCAGCCACUCAGGUUUUCUUCGCUUUGGGUCUCGGUUUCGGGUCCAUCAUCGCCUACUCCUCCUAUAAUCCCAAGAACAACAACUGCCACCGUGAUGCCUUCACCGUCUCCACUAUCAACUUCCUCACGUCUGUGCUUGCCACUCUGGUGGUGUUCGCCGUGCUCGGUUUCCGCGCCAAAAACAAGGCCGUGGCAUGUGUGGUCAGUAAUAUUAAGGAUUUAUCGGAGCAGUUCCGCAGCGGACCUGUGGAUAUGAACUUGAUGCCAAGCUUCAACUAUUCUGAUCCCGGUGCUGUGGCUCUAGAGGACUACAGGGCCUGGUUCAAACUGCAUGGAAAUCAGUUCCCCGGCAAUCUAACAGACUGUGACAUGGAAAAAGAGAUGCAGCAGGGUGUGGAGGGAACAGGCCUGGCUUUCAUUGCCUUCACAGAGGCCAUUUCUCUCCUGCCUGGCAGCCCCUUCUGGUCAGCUCUCUUCUUCCUCAUGCUGCUCAACUUAGGACUCAGCACCAUGUUUGGCACCAUGGAGGGCAUCCUCGCCCCACUCACUGACCGCUUCAAAACUCUGGCCAACAACAAGACCAAAUUCACAAUUUUCAGCUGCAUCAUCGGCUUUAUAAUUGGCCUCCUCUUCACCCAGCGCUGUGGAAACUACUUUGUGAUGAUGUUCGAUGAUUACUCUGCCACUCUGCCCCUCAUCAUUGUCGUGGUUUUUGAGACCUUCAGUGUGUCUUGGUUAUAUGGAGCUGAUAGGUUCCUCGAUGAUAUUGAGGGGAUGCUGGGCUGGCGUCCUCAUGUGAUUUACAAGUACCUGUGGAAAUACGUCUGCCUGCUCGCUAUGCUGGGGCUGCUGGCCGCCACUUCCAUCCGCAUGAUCAUCAAACGCCCCACUUACAUGGCAUGGAACGAAGAAAAGGGUUCUGAGGAGUACGUUGAUUACCCGGACUGGGCUCUGGCUGUUAUGACCUUGCUGAUCAUAUUCGCUAUGAUGCCUGUCCCGAUAGCCUUCAUCCACGCUGUUUUGAAGGACCUGACAAGACAAACAGCCAGAGGUACGGAGGCCGGUCAGUACAGCAUUGUUAGCACCGAUGACAAAUGUGAAACCCCAAUGACUGACAUGUCAGACCUGGACCGAAGAAACGGGACUGCUGCUUCCUAAACACUGGACGGGCCUUUACACAAUGGGAAAUGGAUAGCAGUGAGUGGACCAUCCUGAAGGACAGUUGCAUUACCUCAGCUUGUAGGUCAGCUGUGGAUCAGAACGCAGUUGCAAAGUGAGACAAAAUAUCCCUUAAUUUAAUAUUUAAAACCUUUUAAACCUAAAUUAAGUGCAAGUAUCAAGAGAAAAGACUUUUUAAAAAUACGGCUGCUCCAAAAAGUAAACAUUUUGGAGGGUUUUUUAUGAGAAAUGUGGAACAAAUAACUUACAGCUGUGUGAAAACACCAGGUAGGACCUCCCAAAAACUCCUUGUUACAGAGUUGUAAAAACAAAGUUCCUUAUUUUAUUCAGGAUAAGCCGUUGGCAGCAUGCCAUGUUCCUGCAUUCCUUAGUUUUUCAAAUGGCAAAGUUGAAAACAAAUGAACAUCAAACCACAGUUGCGUCCGGUGAACACUAUAUUUAAGGCUCUUCUGUAUUGGUUGUUUUUUAACCUUUUUAUACUGAACUGUUACAGCACAGUGAUUGUGUAUAUUUCUCUGAACGUGUCGUUGGGCAAAGAUUGUAAGUAGGUGGAGUUACAACAAAAAGGUUGAGCCUGAAGUAAAACCUGUAAAGGCAGCGUCCCUGUAUCUGAGUGUAGAGAUACAGGGACGCUGCACCUGUUGCUGUUUGUUUGAUGUUACGCCAGUGUAUUAUAAUCAGCGAGGCCACCAUGUUGUAUCCUUUUCAAAGCCAAGCAGCAAAAUGUUUAUAUGUUUUGUGAGGUGGUUACACCAGGAAAGGGUCAAUCCAGCUAAAAUGAAAUGAAAUACAGCGUAUGGAUCCAGCAUCAGGGCAAUUAGUAUUUGAGUAAUUCCUUUUUGUACAAAUGAUUGCUACUCAUCAAAUGAAUGUGAUCAUUGGCUGAAAUCUAGUCAAUUAAUGUCCAAAAAUGUUUAAUCUCUCGCUCUGCUGCACAGAUUUACUUGAAUAGCUUGUCCGUGCGUUGUUGCGUUGGUCAGCCUUGUGUAUCGACAACCUGUUACAGGACAGCUCGUUUAUGUGGCUUCCUUACAUUUCCUACAACUACACAACCUAAGGGCUGAUUUCCUCUCUGCUACCACCCCCAACGUAAGCUAAUCUGAGUGUGUCCACAUUGCUUGACCGCACACUGGUCACACGCUCAUAGCCCAGGGACCUAUUUGAUGUUGUCACUGAAGACUUUUUACGUGAAUGAGCUCGUUAGUAAAGCUUGAAACAACUUCAACAUAACUUUCCGUAUUGCUCUCAAACACUACCACAGAGAAGACUCUGCUACAUAUGGAGAACUUGAGUCUGUUAGUAUUUGCUUUGUAGGCAAAUAACAAGUACUGUGUCAUACAAGCUGAACAGAAGAACUGAAGGUCCAACAGCUUUGUUUCUGGGGGUUUUCCAUCAGACUUGUCCUCAGAUAAACCAUUAAAAUUGCCUCGACCCAGCCGAUGGAAAGACACCCGAUGAAACAUCAGCUUUAAAUUCCCUUGAGAAAUCUAACAAUAACGCACUGUGAUCGCAGUCAGUUGUUAUAUUUACAACAGGCCUUUCUGAUUUGGGCAGGUUUGUCAAACACAGUAUGGUACGAUGUCAACGUAACCCCAUUUGUAAUGUAAAUAUGUAUAGAGUACAUAAUGUAGAAACAGUUUCAGAACAAAUGUCUGGGAUUUUCUGUCGUUUGUUAUUUGUAAAUUAGAAAUGAGCAUGAUGCAUUUUAUUUUCUUACGCUCGGGUUUUGGAGGAAACUAGUUGCAUGUUUUAAAGAGUUUUGACGAAGCCACUGACCAGAUACAGUACUCCUUUACUUCUAGCGCUAAGUGCACUAUUUUAUCUAAUUAUGAAUGUGUUUUUUAAAUUUGAAUCUAUAUUGUUUAGACCGGCUUUGUCAUCAUUGUCUUUUAGAAGCCAUUUUUCAGAGUUUAAAGUAGUUUGUUUUACAUUUUUAUUGACUUUCUAUCAGAAUGAAUUGACCUUGUGCUGUGUAUUUAUAAGCCUUCAGACUAAAUUAGGAUGACCGGAUCAAAUGUUUAAGGUAUUGAAUCAAGUGUAUGGUGUUAAAAACACACUUCCUUUGGCAGAUUCUCUUUGUAAUUGUGUCUGUGUUUUUAAUCUGAGAAAAUGUAAUAUUUUUUUUUUGCCAUUUUAUUAAAAACGUUCACAACAGUA